CGUGACUCACUGACAAGCCCUCUCCAGUCCGCCAAGUGCAUUAUUCCCCUUGCCGACUUUAGCCUCCCCUUGAGCCACAGUGUCGGUCUGGUGGGGCCCGUCAUCCGCUGGAGCUACCCUCGACAACCCUUAAGAGAUUGGCGGCGAAAGUGUCGACUUUGAGAAGAGGAGACACCGAGGAAUAACCGCGCAACUUGGACUUUACUAUAUCGUCUCUGCAUGGAAGCGAAUGGUUUCGUGUCCAGGCGGGUGGACACACCAAGCGUCGAUGCCGGGGUUACUGCUGGAGCUGCAGGGGCAGACAUUCGAUGGCUCGGCGGGAGGAUUUUGGAUGCUACGGAGGGGUUUGUUGGUGGUUUGUCACCGCCACGGAUAACAGCGGAACCGGACUUUACUGCGGUGUUGCAACUUCGAGCAGUCCCAGAGCCCACGGUGGCUGCUACGGAGACCGAAAUAGACUACGAGGGGCUCCCCCAGGGUGUAGCCACCAGUACACACAUGUUAGCCGGCGCCGUGGCUGGCAUCAUGGAACACUGUCUAAUGUAUCCCAUCGACUGUGUUAAGACGCGGAUGCAGAGCCUGCAGCCCGAGCCGGGGGCGCGUUACCGUAACGUGAUGGACGCGCUACGUCAGAUCGUGCGUACCGAGGGGGUGUGGCGACCUGUGAGGGGACUGAAUGUCAUGGCGAUAGGGGCGGGGCCAGCCCAUGCUCUGUACUUUGCCUGUUAUGAGAAACUCAAGUUCUCACUCAGCAACGUGGUCCACCCGGGAGCGAACAGCCACUUUGCUAAUGGAAUGGCAGGCUGCAUGGCCACUGUACUCCAUGAUGCAAUCAUGAACCCAGCAGAAGUGGUGAAGCAGCGUAUGCAGAUGUACAACUCCCCGUACCGCGGCGUGUCUGACUGCGUGGGCUCCAUCUGGAGGCGCGAGGGCCCCGGGGCCUUCUACCGCUCCUACACAACGCAGCUGACCAUGAACGUCCCCUUCCAGGCUCUCCACUUCAUGACCUACGAGUACCUCCAGGAGCUGCUCAACCCCCACAGACAGUACAACCCCUCCUCUCACGUCAUCUCCGGGGCGCUUGCUGGGGCCAUUGCCGCCGCCGCCACCACCCCGCUGGAUGUCUGUAAGACCCUCCUCAACACCCAGGAGGCCCUAGCGGUCCAUGCCGAGGUCCCAGGAGCGCUGGGGGUUGGAGCGAGUGUAGGGACGGCGUCGGCCACUGGGGGGCGCCACAUCUCGGGGUUAGGGGAGGCGUUCCGGACUGUGUACAGGAUGGGGGGCGGGACGGCGUUCUUUAAGGGUGUCCAGGCCAGGAUCAUCUAUCAGAUGCCCUCCACUGCCAUCAGCUGGUCCGUCUACGAGUUCUUCAAAUACGUCAUCACCAAGCGCCAGUACGAGAGAAGACUGCACCACCGAGACGGAGAGAAGUAGAGAGGGAGGGGCGACCUUCACUCAAAAUGUCCCCCAAGGAACCCACCCCCAUAGAGAUGUACUAGAGAGCUCAGCUCCUAUCUUUGGGCCAAGUUCCCCCUCUAUCUAACUCUAUAACCACCCCACAGUAACCCCACCUCUGACCAUUUGACCUCUGACCUUCUAAACUAACCAGGAAAUAAAAGCCCCUCCCCCUAGUGUGUUUGACUAGAAGAGAUACAGCUUUUGUCAAAAUUCACCUUACACAGCAGGUUUAGAACUUACGCAGCAGGUUAGGAGAAUUGCCGUAGCAGUUUAGGAGAAUUAGGUUAAGGUAAGGAAAAGUGUAAGGGUUAGCAAAAGUGAAGUUUUGUUUUUUGUUGCCAAAAGCUGUGUCCCAUCUACACCUGACCUCCUCUUAUCCCCUCACAUAGGAGAACAAGUCCCCAUCUUUCACAUAGUUUAUUAUAGGCAUACUGUAUAUGGCACUUUAAAUCAAAUAUACACUCACUGGCCAGUUUAUUAGGUACACCCAUCUAGUACCGGGUCAGACUCCCUUUGCCUCCAGAACAGCCUGAAUUCUUUGGGGCAUGGAUUCUACAAAGUGUCGGAAACGUUAUUUUCUCAAUUGGUAUCAAGGGACCUAAGGUGUGCCAGGAAACAUUCCCCACACCAGUACACCACCGCCACCAGCCUGUACCGUUGACACCAGGCAGGAUGAGUCCAUGGACUCAUGCUGCAUACGCCAAAUUCUGACUCUGCCAUCAGCUUGACGCAACAGGAACCGGGAUUUGUCAGACCAGGCGAUGUUGUUCCAUUCCUCAAUUGUACAGUGUUGGUGAAGGCGUGCCCACUGGAGCUGCUUCCUGUUGUUUUUAGCUGAUAGGAGUGGAUUCCGGUGUGGUCGUCUGCUGCAAUAGCCCAUCUGUGACAAGGACCGACAAGUUGUGUUCUGAGAUGCUGUUCUGCACACCACUGUUGUACUGCUCCGUUAUCUGUCUGUUUGUGGCCUGUUACCUUGCACCACUCUAGCCGUUCUCCUUUGACCUCUCUCAUCAACGAGAUGUUUUCCCCCGGGACUGCCACUGACUGGACGUUUUUUGUUUGUCGUGCCAUUCUCGGUAAACCCUAGACUGUCAUGUGUGAAAAGCCCAGGAGGGCAGACUGAUGAGAUACUGGAUCUGGAGUACCUGGCACCAACAAUCAUACCACGCUCAACGUCGCUUAGGUCACUCGUUUUGCCCAUUCUAACUUUCAAUGGAACAGUAACUGAAUGCCUGUCUGCCUGCUUUAUAUAGCAAGCCACAGCCACGUUACUCACUGGCUGUAGGAGCCAUCCAUUUUGGUGAAUGAGCUGAUGUACCUAAAACUGUCCAGUUACUGUCUAUAUUAUUAUAAUUAUAUUUCUGCAUUUCCCUACUAUAACCACUAGGGGGCUUUGAGUCUCGUCCUCCAUUGGCUUUAUGGACAGAUCUAAAAGAGUCCCAAUAUAUACUUUCUCCUGCAAAUGUGCACUCGUUCACUACUUCCCACAAAUCUAAUAGCAUUGGGUUGGUGGAGACAUGGGCCAGUCAGUUUCCACCAUAUUUCUUAUACCAGUCAUUUCCUUUUAAAUCAGUGAAGGGAAGUGAACAAGGGCACACUUUGGGAGGAAGGUGAGGUCAUGGGGACGUAGACCAAGUGAAGACAUCUGUAUUGGGUGAUGACUGGAGUCAGUGGAUUCAGCAUUAAGGAUAUAUCUAUAGUCACUACUACCACUGGACUAUAUUUAGAUUAACGUCUAGCAUUCUGAAAUGGGAAGGAAAUUCAUCAGAUUGUUUCAUGCAACGCUAUUUAAAACAAUAACGGCCUUUUCCAUCUUUGAGAUAGUGACUUGGCUUGUGUUAACUUAUUUCUCCGCCUGUAUGUAUACAUUGAGGAAUAUGAGUAUUUUGACUUGAAAUGUUCAACACAUUGGAGUUGAUCAAGGCAGUGGUGUUGACUGUGUGUGGAUGUGACUGACUGAAUGAGGAAGAGAGAAAUAAAUAAAAUAGGAGUGCAAAGCGCUAGAACAUUGAGUGCAAAGCGCUAGAACAUUGAGUGCAAAGCGCUAGAACAUUGAGUGCAAAGCGCUAGAACAUUGAGUGCAAAGCGCUAGAACAUUGAGUGCAAAGCGCUAGAACAUUGAGUGCAAAGUGCUAGGACACCAUAUAGAGAAUAAUGUGCCUUUUGGGACAGAACCUCUGGGGAUGGUAGGAGGGUGUACUACACCUCCAGUCUACCAGACUGUUGAGAGUUAUGGGCUUUGUUUCAGAUGGCACCCUAUUCCCUUUAUAGUGCACUACUUACAGGGAGAAGAAGACCUUUCCCUUGAGAGUGCGUGUAGUGUCCCAAAUGGCAUCUUGGCCCCUAUAUAGUGUACUACUUUUGAUCACGGCUCAUAUGGAUCUGGUCAAAAGUAGUGCACUAUAUAGGGAAUAGGGUGCCAUUUGGGACGGAACCUUCUGACCACGCACCGCUUUCUAGCACUUAUAGUCAUUUACAGUUAUGUGUGGUGACUAAUCAUUUAAAUAGUAACUUACAUACAUGUAGUUACUUAUCCUAUGGUAACUAAUCAUUUAAAUAGUAACUUACAUACAUGUAGUUACUUAUCCAAUGGUAACUAAUCAUUUAAAUAGUAACUUACAUACAUGUAGUUACUUAUCCUAUGGUAACUUUAGCAACAUUUACUACGUACACACGGCCUUCGAAUCAGCCGCCAUGAGUCAAACGCACAAAUACGAAGUCCUACUGGACCCUAACCUUCAUUUCUGAAGCCAUAUUAUUACAGGAAAGAACAUGUGUGAAUAGGAAUACUCUAUCCUAGAUGAACUCAUUCUACCUGUAAAGGAGUAGAGUUUCAGACAAGUGUUCUGGAACCGACCUGAUAAGUGAAGAUUUAAUAUAAAGGUUCCUUCAUAUUAUGGUUGGAAAAUUCGGGGAACUUUUCAAAAUUCUCAGUUUAUCCAGAAAUGUUCCUGUAAUCAUUAGGAAAAAAGCAGGGCAUCCUGAAUCCCCAAUGACCUGUUGAAAACUUGGAAUUUGGGGAAGUUAGGGGAAUUUUGGAUCCUUGUAAUAGAUUACUUGGCAGGAUAUCCCCCUCAUAUAGACUAACCAACUGCCACCCAGAUCGGCACCCUAUAGAACCUAUAGGUAGAAACAACAACAUACUGAAUACAUAAGUAGCGAACAACGUUUUGAAUAUGUUAACAGUUAACUUAAAGGGGAAGUUCACUAUUUUACAACUUUGUCAGAUGGUUCCUCAUCCUGAAAGUAGUCUAUGGGCCAGAAAAAACUUAUCAAUGCUUCAGGGUUUUUAAACAACCACUACAAAAUUCAGUCAACUUUAGCCACCGCUAGCUCCUAAAAUACUGAACUUCCCCUUUAAAGGAGUUGGUGAGAGAAAAGAUAACUGAAUGUAGAAUGUGUGUUUCCUGCCGUAUGCCAUGUUUGGGAGUGGAAACCAAAGACUGAAAGAACGGGGGAUGGGUGAAUUUCAUGUGAUGAAAAUUAGGAAAAGCUAGAGAAGAGGAUUGAUCUGUAUUGAAAGAGAAACUUCUUCCUGUAUUAUUUUGUGAAUUGUAAAUAAAUAGUCGCUAACGGGCAGCGCCUCGCAGAAGCAGGGUCUUCUCUUGGGACUGCUGCCCCCAUGUGCUGGAGAGAAAUGAUCCAUGA
Messenger RNA from Salvelinus namaycush (lake trout), 5106 nucleotides. RefSeq names its product mitoferrin-2-like. Gene Ontology annotation, biological process: iron import into the mitochondrion. Gene Ontology annotation, cellular component: mitochondrial membrane. NCBI's taxonomy places the organism in Eukaryota, Metazoa, Chordata, Actinopteri, Salmoniformes, Salmonidae. The transcript has 4 exons. Bases 220 to 1434 code for a protein of 404 amino acids. The record is from RefSeq and is a predicted model, not a curated record. Gene Ontology annotation, molecular function: ferrous iron transmembrane transporter activity.